AUGAGGGCAAAGCGCUCCAAGAAAUAUCGUAAGCUCAUGCACCAGUAUGAGCUUACCUUUGGCUUCCGCGAGCCGUACCAAGUCUUAGUGGAUUCCAAUUUCCUGCAUGCAGUGCAUUCUUUUAAAAUGGACUUGAUUCCAGCGCUUGAGCGCACACUCCAGGGAAAGGUCAAGCCACUGUUAACAAAAUGCUCCCUGGAGGCAAUGAUGACCUCUCAACCUCUGAACCCUAGAACUAACAAUCCCAUCCGCCCGGAGCAUCUUCCCCCUCCCACGAUAUUGCCUCUGCGUCAUUGUUCGCAUAACGAAGACUCGACGCCCAUCGACGAGACAGCCUGUCUGCUGUCGUUGCUUUCGCCGAGCACCGACGUAAAACGGAACAAAGAGCACUAUAUCCUUGCUACGGCGGAUCCACCCGGUGCAGAGAAAGCUGCGAAUUCCAGUGCAAAUACGAACAGCAGUGCCGGAAAGAAGAGGAAACGCGGCGUUGAUGAGGGCGAAGUGGCGCUGCAACAGUCAAGAUCGUUGCGGAGAGCGGCGCGGGCCAUCCCCGGUGUCCCGAUUAUCUAUGUAAAGCGGUCAGUAAUGGUUCUGGAGCCGAUGAGUAUGCCGUCUGAGGAUAUUCGCGAUGACGUUGAGAAGGGGAAGUUCCGGGUUGGUCUGAACGAUGAGGCAUUGAAGAAGAAGCGGGAUGCUACGGGGGAUGCGAAUAAGAAAAAGAAGCCUUUAAAGAAGGCCAAGGGACCCAACCCGUUGAGUGUGAAGAAGCCCAAGAAGAGGGUUGCGGAGAAAGCUGGUCCCACGAAACAGGAAAAGUUGUCGAAACAACCCCCGAAUGACGGCGGCGACGAGGGCCAGGAGAGGCCUGAAGGUGGUGAUUCCGCGGCCCCGAAGCCGAAGAGGAGACGUCGUCAUAAUAAAGGUGCAAAGAAAGAUGGUGAUGAUGGCGACCACGCACCGUCGACCGGGGCAGAGGGUGCUGCUUCGGCGGAUAUGAAUUGA
Aspergillus tanneri is the source of this 1002-nucleotide messenger RNA. RefSeq names its product rRNA-binding ribosome biosynthesis protein UTP23. The record is from RefSeq and is a predicted model, not a curated record. Bases 1 to 1002 code for a protein of 333 amino acids. Gene Ontology annotation, cellular component: small-subunit processome; nucleolus. NCBI's taxonomy places the organism in Eukaryota, Fungi, Ascomycota, Eurotiomycetes, Eurotiales, Aspergillaceae. Gene Ontology annotation, molecular function: small ribosomal subunit rRNA binding. The transcript has 3 exons.